This is a messenger RNA of Caretta caretta (loggerhead turtle), 621 nucleotides long. RefSeq names its product ribosomal protein L21 (gene RPL21). Gene Ontology annotation, cellular component: ribosome. Gene Ontology annotation, biological process: translation. Gene Ontology annotation, molecular function: structural constituent of ribosome. NCBI's taxonomy places the organism in Eukaryota, Metazoa, Chordata, Testudines, Cheloniidae. The record is from RefSeq and is a predicted model, not a curated record.
GGGAGGCGCCGCCUCCUUCCUUUCGGCCUGAGCCGCCAUUUUGUAGGUAUGUGUGAGAAGUAGUGCUCUUGUCACGCUGCGAUAACAGCGGCUGUUUGCCAAAAUGACAAACACAAAGGGGAAAAGGAGAGGGACACGUUAUAUGUUCUCGAGGCCAUUUCGCAAACAUGGAGUUGUCCCUCUGGCCACCUAUAUGCGAAUCUACAAGAAGGGUGAUAUUGUGGACAUCAAGGGCAUGGGUACUGUUCAACAAGGUAUGCCCCACAAGUGUUACCAUGGCAAGACUGGAAGGGUAUUUAACAUUACUCAGCAUGCUGUUGGCAUUAUUGUAAACAAACAGGUUAAGGGCAAGAUUCUCGCCAAGAGAAUUAAUGUGCGUAUUGAGCAUAUUAAGCAUUCUAAGAGCAGAGACAGCUUCCUGCAGCGUGUGACAGAAAAUGAAAGGAAAAAGGAAGCGAAGGAAAAAGGCACUUGGUUUGAACUGAAACGCCAGCCUGCUCCACCCAGGGAAGCACACUUUGUGAGAACCAGUGGCAAAGAGCCAGAGCUGCUGGAGCCAAUUCCCUAUGAAUUCAUGGCAUAGGGAAACUUAAAAAAAAUAAAGCUGUCUCUAAGACAAAA